Molecule: messenger RNA, 728 nt
Organism: Paramecium sonneborni
Lineage: Eukaryota; Ciliophora; Oligohymenophorea; Peniculida; Parameciidae
Source: the annotation of a GenBank genome assembly
AUGAAUUUUACAAAUCGCGUCUUUAAAAUCAAGAUAUCAACAAUUAUUACUCCGUAAUUGUAACCAAUUCUAAUUUAUUUAAGGGUUCAUAAAGUUUCAGACUCAUUAGAAAAAUGGACUAUUUAUAAACCUGAAUUCAUAGCUCUAGUUAUUAAUUCUUUAGGAGGAUCCCUCAUUUAAACUUAAAAAUUAGCUAUUCUAUUAAAAAAUUAUAGUCAAACUAAAAAGUACAUAUAUUUUAUAUUCUAGAAUUCCAUUAUAUUGUUUUGGAGAAGAUAUUGUCAUUAAAAGUGCAUUAGGAUUAUUAACUAUUGGUGAUAAGGCUUAUGUGAGUUAAUAAAUUUAAAAUUAUAGAUCCCUAUGCUAUUGUUGGAAAUAUGGGAUAUGCUUAACCAUUUUUUGAUUUAAGAAAAUUUACAUCCAAUUGGUAUAUACAAUAAAAACACAUUGUCACAAAUGAGAACAUGAAGCUUCUUAAUCCAUUUUAAGAAUUACAAUAAAAAGAUCAGGAAUGGGUUUAAUAAUAAAUGAAAAAUUAAGAAUAAGAAUUGAUUAACAUGAUUGAAAUUAAUAGGAAAUUAGAUAAAUCUAAUUAUGAGACUAGAUUGCAAGAAAUCUAUAGAAAUGGAAUUAUACAACCUAAUUUAUUAUUAAAACAUGGUAUCAUAGAUGGUUUCACAGGUUUAGAUAGCAUAAUUUAAGGAAAAAAAAUUCGCAAAUUAGUGUGA